Messenger RNA from Cucurbita maxima (winter squash), 822 nucleotides. Its product is annotated as RING-H2 finger protein ATL52-like. NCBI's taxonomy places the organism in Eukaryota, Viridiplantae, Streptophyta, Magnoliopsida, Cucurbitales, Cucurbitaceae. The record is from RefSeq and is a predicted model, not a curated record. Gene Ontology annotation, biological process: protein ubiquitination. Bases 127 to 687 code for a protein of 186 amino acids. The transcript has a single exon.
ACUUAUAUAAUCCCUCAUGAUUACUAUUCUCCUCCUCCUUCCCAAUAACACCCAUAAAAUAGAUUUCUGUGAAAUCCUUUUCGUCUUCUGCUUCCUCGAACUUCAGACCCACUUUUGAAUCCAUAAAUGGGUGAUUCUGCUUCAACCUUUAUUGCUCAGCCAACGUCUCAUCCUGCAAAAUCCAGCUUACCCAUGUUGUAUUAUGGCCUUGUGGUCAUCGGGACGGCGACGAUUGUGUUGGUUCUUUACAAUCUCAUCAUUAUAAAGUGGUGCUCCGACAACAGCCACGGGCAAGCUUCACCGGCACUGGCUGGAAGUUAUGCAGAGAUGGUGAAUUCAAGCCGUAGCUUCCAGAGUUCUAAUAGGAAUUUGUUGUCGAGCUUCAAAUUCAAGAAGGGGUCGACGGCGAAGGCGACUGCGACGAUCGAGGAAGAAGGGAUUGGGAAUGAAUGUGCAGUUUGUUUAUCGGCGUUUGAGGAUGGGGAAGAGGUGAAGAAACUGCCAAGAUGCACGCAUAUGUUUCACGCCCCUUGUAUAGACAUGUGGCUUUACUCUCACUCCGAUUGCCCCCUCUGCCGUGCACCGGCGAUGGCACCGGCGCUGUGCCAACGCCACACGGCGGAGGAUGCGGCGGAGCAACAGGUGAAUUCAGGGCAUGGGCUGUUGGAAUCCAGUAGCUUGGUUUAAGACAUUGGUUGUUAGUUUAUAAUUUUGAGAUGGGUGGUUGAAUUUGGAAAAUUCUGAUUCUCUUGUCUUCGAUGAUAUUGUGUGGCCCAAGGGAUGAGGAGGAUAAUGAAGAAUUAUAAAAGUUGUAGGCAUUUU